Messenger RNA from Rhododendron vialii, 2055 nucleotides. RefSeq lists its product as uncharacterized. NCBI's taxonomy places the organism in Eukaryota, Viridiplantae, Streptophyta, Magnoliopsida, Ericales, Ericaceae. Gene Ontology annotation, biological process: regulatory ncRNA-mediated gene silencing. The transcript is spliced from 3 exons. The record is from RefSeq and is a predicted model, not a curated record. Bases 266 to 1855 code for a protein of 529 amino acids.
AUUACGAUAGAGCUGAGGUCGAAUAAAGCUUACUGCGGAGAAGCCUCCUUGAUCCUUCUCUGUUUAAUACUCCGUAUUCUCCGAUCUUCUUCUUCGCCGCAUUAUUUUCCUGCUACCGUCUUCGCAUCCGAUUCUUUUAUUACUGUAAUUUAUAAUUUAUUAAUCCGAUCUGUGUCGAAUAAGUACAUCAAAAACAAAAAACAAAAAAAACUGACUUCAAAACCCUAGCUUGUAGCUUCCCCACAUCCCCACAGAAAUCCAAACAAUGGCCGGCGGUACCCAUCCCAAGUCCGCCUCAUCCCACAACCCUUCUCCCUCCUCCUCCUCCUCCCUCCGCAAAUCCCGCUGGGAAUCCGAUCACAAACCCUCCGACAAGAAACCCUCCUCCUCCUCCUCUGCCGCUGCCGCCGCCAAACCACCGACCCCAAAACCCACCUCCAAUCCCAAAGAAAACCCAAAACCCAUCCCCACUCCGCCAACUGACCCGAAUCCUCAUCCAGGUUUCGCCCCGAUUAAUCCUCCGCCGCCAUCUUACGGGUUCCACAUGCUGGAACGGAGGACGAUUGCCCUCGCCGAUGGCAGCGUGAGGUCGUACUUCGCGCUGCCGCCGGACUAUGAGAAUUUUGCACCGCCACCGUCCAGGCCGAUGUUGCCGGCUCAAGGAGGAUUAGGGUUUGGUGGCAGGGGGUUCCCUCUGUUGGGUCCCAUGAGCCCCGAGUUUCGGGACCGUGAGGAUCUGUUUGCGCGCGAUCGGAACGAGGGAUAUUUGAAUUUGUUGAAGAGGAAGGGAGGUGCGGGUGAGGAUGAGAGAGGAGGGGGGAGGGACGGGAGUAAUGAUGAAUUCAUGAGGCAAAGGCAGCAUCUUUUGCAGUAUGGGAAUGCGGGUUCGAUGAAUCCGGAUAGGUUUCCGGUUGGUUUGAAUGAGAGGGGUGAGUUUGUGGCGGGUCCGAGUAAUAACCCGGACGGUGGAAGAGGAGAGGAGUUUAGGGCGGCGAAGUAUAUGAGAGCUGGUGGAGGUUAUGAGAAUUUCCGUGGUGGUGACAAUGUGGGUCUUAAGCAUAAUGAUGUGGAUCAAAGUGCAUUGAAAAAGGCAUUUUUGCAUUUUGUGAAGUUGCUUAAUGAGAAUACGAGUGAAAAGAAGAAUUACUUGGAAAAUGGGAAGCAGGCGCCUCUUCAUUGUGUCGCUUGCGGCAGGUCUUCUAAAGAUUUUCCAGAUUUGCAUGGUCUUGUCCUGCACACAUACAACCCAGAUAAAGCUGACUUGCUUGUGGAUCACCUUGGCUUACACAAAGCUUUGUGUGUUCUUAUGGGCUGGAACUAUUCAAAGCCUCCUGACAGCUCAAGGGCAUAUCAGUCAUUAUCUGCUGAUGAAGCCGCAGCAAACCAGGAUGAUCUGAUUAUGUGGCCGCCUACGGUGCUCAUUCAUAAUACACACACAGGGAAGGUUAAAGAUGGGCGCCUAGAAGGUUUGGGAAACAAAGCAAUGGAUAAUAUACUAAGAGGCCUUGGAUUUGGUAGUGGAAAGGCAAAGUCUGUAUUUGGAAGAGAAGGUCAUAGUGGCAUUGUAAGAGUUCAGUUUGCGGGUGACCAGUCGGGCUUAAAGGAGGCCUUGAGGCUCGCAGAAUUCUUGCAGAAAGAAAACCACGGGCGAAUGAGCUGGGCCCGCGUUCAGUCAUUGACAGCGGGCAAGGACAUUGAGAAUGAUCCGAACCUUGUGAAGGUGGAUGAGAAGACGGGAGAAAAGGCAAGGAUCUUGUAUGGGUAUUUAGGGACCGCAUGGGAUUUGGACAAGUUGGAAUUUGACGCGAGGAAGAAGACUGCAAUUGUGAGCCGGAGGGAGCACAAGCCAUCAUAACAAGAUUAAGUAUUAUAGGUGCUAUCUUUACAUGCUGUGGUUUUAAAGAAAUGAUGCAUCUUGUUUUACAUGGCUUUUGAAGUUAACGGGGGAAUCGAGGCUGUUGGUGUUAGUUUGAUUUGCUGAUAACUUGUGUUAAAAGAACCUAGGCAAAUGCAUGUUUGUUUUUAAUGGUCAUUUAACUCAACUGUUUAUGCUCU